Messenger RNA from Toxorhynchites rutilus septentrionalis, 1362 nucleotides. Its product is annotated as lipase 1-like. The coding region runs from base 104 to 1357 and encodes 417 amino acids. Gene Ontology annotation, molecular function: hydrolase activity, acting on ester bonds. The transcript is spliced from 3 exons. Lineage: Eukaryota; Metazoa; Arthropoda; Insecta; Diptera; Culicidae. The record is from RefSeq and is a predicted model, not a curated record.
AGCCUUUUGAACUUGAUCAAAGUUGAACUUGAAUCAGUUCUGAUCAGAACGUAGUGACAGCUGGACAGUCGUAAGGGUUUUCCGCCAACCGAGUGUCGAGAAAAUGAGAGUCAUCUGUUGGUGGAUCUUUUUCGCUUUCAUAUUUCGAGUGAAUGGUGUAUCUAUGGCGGAUGAAAAAAGCGCGAAUGAUAUCGCGUUGGAGAAAGAUGACGGUUGGUUUAAAAUUGAUGACGAAGAUGGUAAUUUGACGGUUCCCCAAUUAAUAACCAAGUAUGGCUACAAGAUGGAAUCCCACGUUGUGGAAACAGUUGACGGAUAUCUACUCACGAUGUUUCGAAUUUUGCCACGACGUUCGCAGAAACUGAUAAAAUUUCCCGUUCUGAUAAUACACGGUCUGCUGGCUAGCUCAGCCGACUUUGUGAUCAGUGGUCCGAACAAUGGCUUAGCUUACCUACUUGCCGAUGAUGGUUACGAUGUUUGGUUGGGAAACGUACGUGGUACACGCUACUCGAAGGGUCACUCUUCGUUGUCGACCCGAUCGAAGGAAUACUGGGAUUUUACCUGGCACGAGAUGGGUUACUAUGAUUUACCUGCCAUGAUCGAUCGAGUGUUGAAUACGACCGGCUCGAUGAAAAUGCACUACAUAGGACACUCACAGGGAACUACCGUUUACUUCGCCAUGAGCACCAGUCGGCCAGAGUACAACGAGAAGGUGGUUCUCAUGACGGCUCUAUCGCCAGCGGUAAUACUCAAUCGCAUACGCAGUCCAGUUCUGCGACUGUUGAUGCACGUUGCAGAACCAUUGAACGAAACGCUAGAAAAUCUGAAAGUGUAUGAACUUCUCCCAUACAACUCCAACAAUAUCCGUAUCGCACGAUUCAUCUGCCCAAAAGAGAAGAAAAACAACAUUUGCUCUCAGUUUGUUGGCCUGAUAACAGGACCUCAUCCGGAAAUGUAUGACCAGAAGCUAGGACUCAUUUACAUUGGCCAUAGUCCUUCGGGCGCGUCCACCAAGCAGCUGGGGCACUUCGUUCAGGUCGUUCGGAGUGGACUGUUCCGACAGUACGACUACGGCAAAGAGGGAAACCUCCGAAGCUACGGCAGCGAACAGCCACCGAUGUACAAUUUGUCCGCCUCAUCCGCUCCGGUCCAAAUUUUCUACGGUCUGAAUGAUUGGAUAGUGCACCCGCGGGAUGUUCAGCAGUUUGCACAAAUGCUGCCCCGUCUGGUCUCGGCAACCCAGGUAGAAGAUAAAAAAUUCAAUCAUCUCGAUUUCACCCUGGCAAAAAACGCCCGCUCCCAGGUGUACGAUAAGCUAAUGUUGGUGCUUGAGGAAUACAAUAAUUACAACAAUUGAUCUAA